AUGCAAAAUGUUUUGAACUGAAAAACAAUCUCUGAAGUUGACAAGUGAGAGAACAUACCAGCAGCUGCUGCUGUACUAGCUCCUCAACUCGAUCUAAACACUGCCCUGCAAGAGGUGCUCAAGACUUCGAUUACCUCCCAGGACGGCCUCGUCAAGGGCCUGCACCAGUCCGCAAAGGCGCUCGACAAGCGUGAAGCCCUUCUCUGCAUCCUCGCGUCGAACUGCGACGAGCCGGCGUACGUGAAGCUGGUGGAGGCCCUCUGCGCCGAGCACAGCAUCGACCUGAUAAAGGUGGACGACAACAAGCUGCUCGGAGAGUGGGCCGGCAUGUGCAAGAUCGACAAGGAGGGCAAGGCGCGCAAGGUGGUCGGCUGCUCCUGCAUCGUCGUCAAGGACUGGGUGGAGGAGACGCCCGGUCUCAACUACCUGAAGCAGUACCUCAGCGAGAAGAGGGCCGCCAAAGCCUAA
Molecule: messenger RNA, 468 nt
Organism: Rhagoletis zephyria (snowberry fruit fly)
Lineage: Eukaryota; Metazoa; Arthropoda; Insecta; Diptera; Tephritidae
Source: RefSeq, a predicted model, not a curated record